CAUUAUCUAAUCUUCUUUCAUCUUUCUUCUAUUGUUCGAUACACCUAAAAUUCAAAAGAAGUUGCUUUCCUCUCUCUCCACUACUAGUCCUACAGAGUACAGUCCUCGUUUCUUUCUUCUCUCUUCUAUAAUUGAUCCAGAGUACCCGAAGCAAAUAUACCAAGUCCUUGCGCAAGAUAACCUGAAGUUGAGUAAGAGCAACAUGGCAGGAAAGAUCUUUGUUGUUACAGGUUCUGGGCAGGGACAUCUCCACCCUUGCAUGGAGCUUUGCAAGCAUCUUGCCUCUCGAAGUUUCCAUACCACCCUCGUCAUUCCCUUCUCUCUCUCUUCUUCAAUCCCCUCCUCCUUCUCUCAACACCCACUCACCGGUAUUGCGCAGAUAGCCGGGUCUUCGGGCCCUCCCAUGCCCGGAUCAGACUCUCUCCGCAAGCAGGCCGCCCAAGACCUCGAGUCCCAUCUCUCAAAUCUUCCCGAUUUGCGACCUCCUAUCUGUGCCAUCAUCGACUUUCAGAUGGGUUGGACCAAACGGGUGUUUUGGAAAUUCAACAUCCCGGUGAUCGGCUUCUUCACUUUCGGUGCGUGUGCCGCUGCCAUGGAGUGGGGCACUUGGAAGGUCCAUGCCGGUGAUAUCAAACCCGGAGAAAUCCGUUUAAUCCCCGGAUUACCUGAAGAGAUGGGCAUAACGUCGUCCGAUCUCAAACGAAGAGCCGGAGGUCCUCCGCGUGGUGGCCCACCUGGUGGAGGUGGACCACCUGGUUCUGGUCCGAACAGGCCCCCCGGUGGAGGAGGCCCACCUAAGCCUGGAGACCGACCACCAUGGGUCCCAGAAGUAGAGGGCUCAAUCGCGUUGAUGUUCAAUACGUGUGACGAUCUUGAGCGUCCGUUCAUCGACUACCUGACGAAUCAGAUGGGUAUGCCGGCAUGGGGCGUCGGCCCACUCCUGCCCGAACAGUACUGGAAGUCGUCGGACGCGUUGAUCCGCGACGGCGAGAUCAGAAGAAACACUCGCCGAUCGAACUACACCGAGGAGGAGGUCAUCCAAUGGCUAGACAAGAAGCCACGUGGAUCCGUUCUGUACGUAGCUUUCGGUAGCGAGGUGGGGCCAACGAUGGAGGAAUACCCACAACUAUCAGCCGCAUUAGAGCAGUCGACCCGAAAUUUCAUCUGGGUCAUACCGACCGGGUCGGGUGGGUCUUCCGAGGAAGGAUACUUCCCGGAGGGACUGGAGAGCAGAGUUGGCGACAGGGGUUUGAUAAUACGCGGAUGGGCACCACAGCUGCUGAUACUGAGUCACCGGUCGACCGGAGGAUUCUUAUCGCACUGUGGGUGGAACUCGACAGCGGAGGCGAUAGGGCGUGGGGUCCCAUUCUUGGGGUGGCCCAUCAGGGGAGACCAAUACUAUAACGCCAAGCUGGUGGAGGGACAUCUCAAGGUGGGGUAUAGGGUGGCAAAAGAUGCGUCGAAAACGGUCGAAAAGGACGAGAUUUUGAAUGGCAUCGAGAGGCUAAUGGGGGACGAAGAGAUGCAUCAACGAGCGGCGAGGCUUCGAGCCAAGUUUGAGAAUGGGUUUCCGGCGAGCUCGGAGGCUGCUUUGGAUGCAUUCCGGGAUUUUAUUAACCAAAACCCAGGAAAGGCACCAGACCAUAGCGAGUGAUAAAGAGGAGAUUGUAAAUUUGCAACAAAGUUCAAGCUUUUUUC
Molecule: messenger RNA, 1698 nt
Organism: Juglans microcarpa x Juglans regia
Lineage: Eukaryota; Viridiplantae; Streptophyta; Magnoliopsida; Fagales; Juglandaceae
Product: scopoletin glucosyltransferase-like
Exons: 1
Coding region: 203-1654 (483 amino acids)
Molecular function (GO): UDP-glycosyltransferase activity
Source: RefSeq, a predicted model, not a curated record